This is a messenger RNA of Suillus discolor, 985 nucleotides long. RefSeq lists its product as uncharacterized. The transcript has a single exon. NCBI's taxonomy places the organism in Eukaryota, Fungi, Basidiomycota, Agaricomycetes, Boletales, Suillaceae. The coding region runs from base 47 to 985 and encodes 312 amino acids. The record is from RefSeq and is a predicted model, not a curated record.
GACACGUUGCAUUGCUCUGGAGCAUUUAUGCAUCUACACUCCUCUAAUGUACGAUGAUGACAGCACAGCAAAUGAACUGUCCCUGCUAUCAGAUAGGAUUCAUUGGUGCACGCGGCUUGUAACUCUGUCUUGUCCAAUGGUCGACUGGGCAACAUGGAAACAUCUCUCCCACCUCCCUACCCUUCUCACAUUGGGAAUUGAUCAAGGGUAUUAUGACCCUUCUUCGCUGUCAAACCAAGAUAUUGUGAAUUUAUCAUUCCUUAACAUCACGAGCCUUUCCUUUCUACAUGUGUGCAAUGCUGCAGACAUCAUCACAGUCAUGCAACACUCGCAAUUUCCCUCGCUGAAAGAGUUCGAGUUUGAAGCCAACUAUCUGUCUUCAGAAGAGGCCGAGCAACUCUUUCAUGCUCUGUCCCACUGCAAUGCGUGUCGGACUCUAGAAGAAAUCUUCAUAUCUUCUCUUGAAGUCAGAUUCGUGGGACCCCAAAACCACGAGUUUUUGACACCAAUUCCGCAUUUCCUUUGCUUUACACAGCUCCGAACCCUGCAGCUCAAGUUUUCUCAUUCCUCCAUCUACCUAGACAAUAACAUGCUCUUGCAAGCUAUGUCUAGUUGGCCGCACAUCCGCACUCUGGAAAUCAACUACUUAGAUGACCAUCUUUCUUCUUCCGAAGUCUCCCUCCGUGGAUUAUUCGCAGCGGUCAGUCUGUGUCCACAAUUGCAUACACUACGAGUUCCGAUCAAUAUUGCAGCUAUCGACGUUGAUCCUGAUUCCGAGCCAAUACAACAUACCUCCCUACGAUCAUUGGAAUUGGAGACAUCGGAGACUGAAAUAGCAGAUGCAGAAACUCUCGCUCGCAUCAUUUCCGGCUGGCUCCCUUGUGUCGACCAAGUUCUAAGCAUAGAUAAGAGGUGGGAUAAAUUCAACAAGCAUCUCAAAUCUUUGAGAGCGGCUACUGCGCCGUAUGUCGCGGGAGCCUGCUAG